ACCGCCCCCCGGCGCGGCCCGGCCAUGGCGGCCCCCGCCCGGCGGCUGCAGCUGACGCUGGCGCUGCUCAAGCCGGACGCGGUGGCCCAUCCGCUCGUGUGCGAGGCCGUGCACGCCGCCAUCCUCCGUCACCGGUUCCUCAUCGUCCGCGCCAAGGAGGUGCGGUGCGGCGCGGAGCAGAGCCGCCGCUUCUACCGGGAGCACGCAGGUACGAGCGGGGCUCAGGGCUGCCGGAGCGGGAUGCUGCCUCGGGCCGGUGCCGACUCGGUCCGUGUCUGUCCGCAGGCCGUUUCUUCUACCAGCGGCUGGUGGAGUUCAUGGCCAGUGGCCCCAUGUGGGCUUACAUCCUGGCCCAUGAGAAUGCUGUCCCUCUCUGGAGAUCCCUCAUGGGACCCACUAAAGUGUUCCGAGCCCGAUACAGCGACCCAGACUCCAUCCGAGGUGCCUAUGGCCUUACGGACACCAGGAACACGACCCAUGGCUCAGACUCACCUGCCUCAGCCAGCAGAGAAAUUGCCUUUUUCUUCCCCGAGUUUGACGAGCAGCGCUGGUACGAGCAGGACGAGCCGCGGCUGCGGCGCGGGCAGCUGUUGUACAGCGCGCAGGAGCGCGUGCACCGCGUGCUCGGGGCUCAGCCGGCACAGGUACAGAUCCAGGGAUCUGCAGGACAUCAAUGCUGUCCCUGUCCUCAGCAAUGUCCAGAGGGGAUCUGCUCAGGAUUCUGUGUGUCUUCACACAGCUCUGAGAGCUGUUGUACCCAGUGCUGUUGAUACUUUAUUGAUAUUUCGUCCGGUUUUUUUAUUGAUUCCCGGAGGUUUUGCUCAGAUCUGUGUGUUUUUCUUUUAACUAUUAAACUUGACUAUUUUUCACCUUU
Molecule: messenger RNA, 874 nt
Organism: Serinus canaria (Common canary)
Lineage: Eukaryota; Metazoa; Chordata; Aves; Passeriformes; Fringillidae
Gene: NME6
Product: NME/NM23 nucleoside diphosphate kinase 6
Exons: 5
Coding region: 25-846 (273 amino acids)
Biological process (GO): UTP biosynthetic process; GTP biosynthetic process; CTP biosynthetic process
Molecular function (GO): nucleoside diphosphate kinase activity
Source: RefSeq, a predicted model, not a curated record